Molecule: messenger RNA, 998 nt
Organism: Menidia menidia (Atlantic silverside)
Lineage: Eukaryota; Metazoa; Chordata; Actinopteri; Atheriniformes; Atherinopsidae
Source: the annotation of a GenBank genome assembly
CCGAGAUGUGGAAAAGGGCAUGUGAUCAGGAGGAUUUCACCUGCUUUCCUCAGCUGGAUGCUUUUCUCUGCAGUGAGGAUGUGGCGACAGCUCCGGUGAAGUUAGUCAUAGUGGGACAUUUGGCUAACUUGAUCAGUGGUUUUCAUUCCUACUUUGCUGACAUGGAUGAGAAAUCUGCACAGCUGGAUUGGAUGAAGUUUGGUGCAUCCACGCUCACACAGUUUUGGGUGUGUGUGAGGCAGGAGCACCCUGAGCUGGGACAGAAAGCUUUGGAGCAGCUGCUACCCUUUGCAUCCACAUAUUUAUGUGAGGCCUCCUUCUCUGCAAUGAUGCUGAUCAAAACAAAGCAAAGAAACAGACUGUGCCUGGAGAAGAGCUUGAUCACUGCAGUUGCCUCCCUGCCAAUAAGAAUGACAAAGAUCCUCAGAGGAUCAGGUCAACGGAAACUGAACUUGUUGACACCAGAAGAGGAAGGAUACACAGGGGCCAGUUUUGUGAAGAGCUGGGGAGGCAAGGGCUGUCUCUACAUUAUGCCCAUCCAGAACACACUGGACAUUUCUCCCCUACCCUUCACAGCCGUGGAGUUCCAGGCCAUGCCUAAAGCCCGGUGUGUGUCAUGUCAGGAGUAUGUGCCUCUGCAGCUCCUCAGUCUCCAUGUCAAGACAUGUAUCCAGUCUAAAGUCAAGGUUGAGGUCAUCACUCUUGGAUUGGCAGGGGGGGCAACAGUAAAAGAAAUUGUGUGGCGCAUUUUAAAACAGGCCAUCAAAAAUGACCUUGCUAAGACGAUCUCAUGGCGUGGCCUGAAUGGCAAGGUGCCUUUUGAAAAGCUCCACCUCAGGGCAGUUGUGACAGAUGCUGUCAGACGUAACCCAAUCUGUCUGGAAGCAACUGAUCUGACCAUUGCUGAUGCUAUUAAAAGGUGGUUCUACUGGGCUGGGGAUCGAGAGGGGGGGAGGAAAAAUCGGCUGCCAGGCUCCAGCCGAGGGCAGCCAGCAGAA